Messenger RNA from Microthlaspi erraticum, 612 nucleotides. The record is from the annotation of a GenBank genome assembly. Lineage: Eukaryota; Viridiplantae; Streptophyta; Magnoliopsida; Brassicales; Brassicaceae.
AUGAAAACAGGUGCAAUAAUCACGCUGAUGAUCUCUUUCCUACUCGCUGCAAAAACAACAUCUGGUGAGAACGAAAUAGUUCUUGAUUUCUGGGGGAGCCCAGUUAAGCCCAACACUUGGUAUUUUGCGCAAACUGAAGUGAUUGGAGGAACAUAUAUUUCGCGGUUCAAGGUCCCUCUAGUUCCUAUUUUCCACUCAUUAAGUCCAGAAACCGCGGUAUUUACCAAGACCUCAUCAUCAUUUCUAAUACACCCUUUACCGAUUAUGUUUGUGUUAUCAUCUGAUGUUGUCGUACGCGUAUCAACGGAACUUAACAUUAAGUUCGCAUUUCCAAGUGCCUGUAAUGAGACCGGGUUUUGGCAAGUUAGGGAUGAUUUUUUCAGCCAGCACAUGGUACACUUGAUGGGAACAAAGUCAGCCAGUGACAGCACGUUCACUAUCAAGAAAUCUGAUGACAAAGUUUACAAGUUUGCUUUCGGUGGUACUAGUGUUGAUCCUAGCGAUAAUUCAACGGAUAUCGUUUCGCUAAAGGAGAAUGGACCUCCUUCUCUAGGGAGGCUUAAAAUGCGGAAUCCUGAGCUGAAGAUCUCAUUUUUCAAGUAUUUUCCUUAA